CAUGUAGGUCAUGUGUUGCUGUUAGUAGAUGCAUUUGUUGAUAUGGGUGAAACAACAUUUCCUACCGAAGAGUUAGAAUUCAUGUGAACCUUUGUGUGAUAGUCACUGUCGGCAUGUCUGCUGUCUGCUUGAAGCUCAUAACCAUCCUCUGUCUCUCCUGCACAGCCCUGAGUGGCCCAGUGAGCAGUGGAGUGGAAUGGAGAGAUUUUGGAGGAGCCGUCACUAUCCAGUGCCGACUAUCCGAAGAAAGCCAAGAUUCUCUGAAUCUGAGGAAGGGUCUCAGUGAGGAGUUUGAAGUUUUUUACAAAGAUGUCAAAUCAGGAAAAAAUACCAUUGGCGAAGAGUUCAAGGGCAGACUUCAGUUAGAUGGAGUAUUCCCCAACAUCGACAUCCUCAUCAAAAACUUGACCUCUAAGGACACGGGACCGUACUGGUGCGUGUACAAGAAGUUUGAUCAGAAGUCCAGUCAAAACAAAAAGACGAAAGGCGCAGGAUCUUUGCUCCUGGUGGUGGCAGAAUCGCAGACUCAUCCUUCAACAGAUAGUACAGUGCAGCAGUGUUACCCUUCAAACCAGAGCCUGGUGUAUGUUUUGAUCUGUGGUGCAGUGCUGCUUGGCAUCAUCAUGUGUUUCCUCAUAUGGAUCAUCCUCAAGGACAAGUCUUUGCGCACCAAAAAGAAACCGAGAAGCGUCGCCACCAAUGAUGUUUACGAGGACAUGCGUGGACAACUCAGUCGCUGAAGAUGUCAGCCUGCAAGCGAGCAACCUCAAAACGCCUCAUCUUCACCGCUAAGACACAAGUGGUGCAUGUGAAGCAAUGUUGCAACUCUGCAUGUUCUCCAACAUCCCUUCAGGCAUUGUGUGUGUCUGGGUGAAAGACAGUUAAAACAAUGCGUCCCAUGAAUUGCUAAAAGGUACAACAUGGGAACAGCUGCAUUGUCAAUAAACAUUUUGACUUAAUGUAUGAAAAUACAUAACACAACUCUGUUUGAAAGUAGUGGAGAAGCAUAGAUGUCACAGUUUGUCCUGUAUUUCUUUGGCAAGAACUGGAUUGUACCCUGACAUGUAUUCUUUAUGUAAAUAUAUCUUCUUCAAUUUCAGAUUUUCUUUCAUGGUUUUGUACAGAGUUGAUACAUUUUUUGCAUAUGAUUUAUUGUAUUGAUACAGGCAGGGAUAAUUUGCCAUUUAAAGAUAUAUACAAUGUAUAGUAACAUUAAUAACAACUGUAAUGUCCCAUCUACAUAACCACAUGACCUUUGUAUAAUUCUUAUAUUUUUGUUGUAUUGUGCUUUAAUUCAAGUCCAAAUAAAUGAGAAGGAAAUACCAGGUUAACCAGAAAUGAGGAAAGUAUUUCUUUUGUAAUAUUUCCUGAGUGGGGGCGGAGGCAGUCUCUCCAUGUUAGGAGAGAAAUGACUGUCUAUGAGAUUUACAUAUCUAAAUAUGAUUAUCAAUAAAAAUCUGACGACAA
This is a messenger RNA of Cottoperca gobio, 1467 nucleotides long. RefSeq lists its product as uncharacterized. The transcript has 4 exons. Gene Ontology annotation, cellular component: membrane. Bases 114 to 740 code for a protein of 208 amino acids. The record is from RefSeq and is a predicted model, not a curated record. Gene Ontology annotation, molecular function: signaling receptor activity. NCBI's taxonomy places the organism in Eukaryota, Metazoa, Chordata, Actinopteri, Perciformes, Bovichtidae. Gene Ontology annotation, biological process: adaptive immune response.